AUGGAUAACGGAUCUGACCCUGCAUACAUUACUGUUGAAGGCUACAUUGACUUGCAAACUUAUGGCCCUCUGUAUUUUGUGAUCAUGUUGGUAGUUUAUAUUUCAGUCAUUUGCAGUAACUCUCUGAUCAUGUACGUCAUCUGGAAAGAACCAAACCUCCACGAGCCUAUGUACUUCUUUAUCUCCGCGCUGUCUUUCAAUUCUCUCCUCUUCAGUUCAACCGUCUACCCCAAACUUUUGAUCGACCUUUUAUCGGAGAAGCAGGUCAUUCCGUAUAAAGGGUGUCUCUUCCAGUGGUUUUCGUAUUACAAUUUAGUUGGGUCUGAGUUCUUACUGUUGGCUUCUAUGGCUUACGAUAGGUUUGUGUCAAUCUGUAAGCCUUUGCAAUAUUUAAUCAUUAUGCGAAACUCCAAAAUGUGUGUUUUUUUAGGUUUUGCUUGGUUUUUUCCUGUAUGUCACACCAUUUUUCCUUAUGCUUUUAAUUACAAUAAGAAGCUAUGUACUUUUCAUUUCAGAGGAAUCAUUUGUAACAGCACUGUGUAUCGCCUCUUCUGUGUCAGUUCGCCCGCACUAUCGAUUUUUGGGAUGAUAAUUUUUACAAAUGUGGUCAUUUUGCCUGUUCUCUUUAUAUUGUAUACAUAUUCAAGGAUAUUUCACAUUGUGAAACGCUCCAAAGAGAUGAGAAAGAAGGCGUUUGAGACCUGCAUGCCCCAUCUGGUCGUGAUGAUCAAUUUUGCCGUGUUCAGCGCUUACGAUGUUCUUUUAGUGCGAAUAGAAAUGGAAUUCCCCAAACCAGUGCGAUUCUUUGUGUCUUUACAAAUGAUUAUCUACCAUCCUCUGUUAAACCCUCUCAUUUAUGGACUCAAAAUGAAGGAGAUCUCCAAAUACAUAAAGAAGUUGCUUUGUCCGUUAAUGGUCAACUAA
Molecule: messenger RNA, 924 nt
Organism: Boleophthalmus pectinirostris (great blue-spotted mudskipper)
Lineage: Eukaryota; Metazoa; Chordata; Actinopteri; Gobiiformes; Gobiidae
Product: olfactory receptor 6N2-like
Exons: 1
Coding region: 1-924 (307 amino acids)
Biological process (GO): G protein-coupled receptor signaling pathway
Cellular component (GO): membrane
Molecular function (GO): olfactory receptor activity; G protein-coupled receptor activity
Source: RefSeq, a predicted model, not a curated record